AUGAAGCUCACUUCUUCCGGGACCGCAGCAGCAGCAGCAGUGGCAGCUCUGUCUUGCUUACCAUCGAUAUGUGCGGCAGCAGAACCGAUCACAAUAGCAAGACCUAGCGACGACUAUGCUCAAGACCUGCUUCGACAAUCCCUGACCUUCAUGGACCAAUUAUACGACCGACAAGCGGGGUAUCUCUACAGAUUCGACACGGCACUCCUGCACGACACGCGCUCGUCUUCGUGGUAUGCGACCGGUUUGCUCGCACGCAACGAGAACGAUGGGGACGACGUCGAACAGGCGAUCAAAAUCCUUGGGAACAUCAUCGCACCUCAAUUCACGAACGCGAGCGAGCAAUGGUUUGGGACGUAUCAAACGUAUGCGGAACAGCCAUAUCCGGGGACGGAGAAGUAUCCAGCUGUGAUGUACAAUACGUGGGAUCCGAGUAUGCCUUUCUUCUUCAUUGAUCAGAGGUUUGAUACCCUAGACCAUUGGAGAGGUUUCAUAGGCAUGGCUUUCAUAAUGUGCCUCGAAGAAUAUCACACUCUUCUUCCGGAAUGGCUGCAACUGGCCAUGCUCGACAGUCUUCAUCUGAACGCGAUUGGAGACUCCUAUCGUGUGGGCGGCAUCGACAAUGACAACCUCUAUCCAGCGUAUUCGAAUGCUGCCAUUAUGAAGGCAGCCGUAUCAGCGUGGAUUGGACCACGGAUGAACAAUGCGACAUUGACAGCCGAAGGCGAGGUGUGGGCCCAGCAGAUUAUUGACCUGUUCGACGAGACCGGAGGCAGUCUGAGUGAGUUCAAUAGCCCCACGUAUACGGGGGUGUCGCUGUUAGGCUUGACUGUCGCUGUCAAAUACCUUCCGUCGACUUCGACUCUACGGGUCAAUGCUCCUCGGAUGAUCACGAGCACCUGGACUCAGUUCGGCCAGCUCUACAACGCAAAUCUCCGGCAGUUGUCUGGGCCGUGGGACCGAGCUUAUGGGUAUGAUGAGUCUCGCUACAUGUCCAUCAUGGCUCUUUGGAUCUGGAGUCUCGUGGGCUUGGACGCUUCGCCGUUUGGGAAUAACUUCAAGCCAUGGGCCAUUGCUCACAAUGACGACUAUGAGAUUGGUCCUCUGGUGGCGAUCUUGUCCCCAUUCCAUUUGGAUUCGGGACUGCUGAGCGACAAAGUGCUCAGAUCAAUGACCGAGUUCGAUGACCCAGGUGAAGAAGGCAGAAUUUUCCAGGCUUCUGCGCUUUCCGACGCAUAUGAUUACGUCCCUCGCAAUGUCACGUCGUGGAUCUCGACCAACCUGACAAUUGGUGCCGAGAGCUUCGAUAUGAACGUUCAAGGAGGACCGGCGAGAAACCUCGCUCAUUUUAACCCCGCCGUGGCUCAGUGGCUGCGUGAGGACGGCACCAUUGGUUUUCUCACGCUAUAUCCCCAGAUGGAGGCACUACACGCCGAAGUCAGUGCCCGACGAUUGAAUCUUACCUUUCCCAAGGGUAAUGACACGAGCAAAUUCGUGUUACACGUCAGUCCCAAUGGAUUGUCUGGGACAAGUGACAUCCGCUCGUGGGCUGAUGUGUCGGGUAUCAACGUCAAGAUAUCCGGGACGGUUGUGCCAGAAGCAAACGUGAGCUUCUGCGGAAUCGUUGGGGGAUCCUGCGCCCCAGUCAACGAAUUUGAUCUGUGGAGUUUCACGUACAGCAUGCCGGCUGGCACGCAGAUACCGAACCUUGUCCUUGAUCUCGAGCUGGAACAGCACGUUUAGAGAGUAGUGUGUUCGUAGCAGCAGCUAUAGAGCGAGGAUCUUGCCUGCCAGCAGCAUCGGAAGUAGCACGGCAACUGUCGUGGAUCCCACAGCUAGUGCAUUCGUCGUCAGAUAAGCUAUCGCGUGACGCUUGCGCAGUCCCAAUGUACAGGUAGUUGUGCAGUAGCAGCCGAUGUUAUUACGUUGCCGCCGACGAUGUGGGAUACGCGAGCGACCGAAGGGCCUGACAGAUGGCCGAACAAGAUGCCGAAACAUAC
Sphaerulina musiva SO2202 is the source of this 2000-nucleotide messenger RNA. RefSeq lists its product as uncharacterized. Bases 1 to 1743 code for a protein of 580 amino acids. NCBI's taxonomy places the organism in Eukaryota, Fungi, Ascomycota, Dothideomycetes, Mycosphaerellales, Mycosphaerellaceae. The record is from RefSeq and is a predicted model, not a curated record. The transcript has 4 exons.